Molecule: messenger RNA, 963 nt
Organism: Solanum dulcamara
Lineage: Eukaryota; Viridiplantae; Streptophyta; Magnoliopsida; Solanales; Solanaceae
Product: protein MIZU-KUSSEI 1-like
Exons: 1
Coding region: 79-789 (236 amino acids)
Biological process (GO): hydrotropism
Source: RefSeq, a predicted model, not a curated record
UCUCUAUAUAAACUACUACCAUUCUCCAAACUAAUUCGUUGAGCCUCCGAUUAUUAGUAUUUCUAAUAAUCACCAAUAAUGAUCAGCUCAUACCCCACGGCCGCCGCCACCACCACCAUCACCACCGUCGAUUGCGAGAAACAAGUCCGUUCGUGGCGACUCCUCCGCUCUCUAGUGGAGUUACUCAUCCCGAGUUGUUAUUGUACCUUUGUUGAACCCACAGAGCCUGUCCUGAGUAAAAAAUCCGUUUCAUCCUUCAACUAUCAUAGGCCAUCAUUUACCUCGAACACAACAAAUAUUACGGGUACCAUUUUCGGGUAUCGUAAAGGAAAAGUCAAUUUUUGUAUCCAAACAAACCCUAAUUCCUCUACCCCGCUUCUUCUCCUUGAACUCGCGAUUUCUACUUCUACCCUAGCACGUGAAAUGCGUGGAGGGCUACUAAGAAUCGCGCUCGAGAGUUCCAAUAACGUUGCUGGAAAUGAAAAUUCUUUCCUUCUGUCCAUGCCUGUAUGGACAAUGUAUUGUAAUGGGAAAAAAGUCGGGUUCGCGGUAAAGAAAAAACCUACGAAACCCGAUUUACAAGUGUUGAACCAAAUGGAAAGUGUAGUUGUGGGUGCUGGCACUAUUCAUGGUAAAGAGAUUAAUCGCGAUGACGAUAUAAUGUAUCUAAGAGGAAAAUUUGAAAGGGUUCAUGGAUUUUCAGACUCAGAGUCAUUCCAUUUAAUCGAUCCUGAAGGAAGUAUGGGACAACAAUUGAGCAUUUUCUUUCUCCGCUCCCGUUCUAACUGAAUUGAUCAUAAUGUCUGAAUCAGUUUAGACAAAAUAUCGAUAAUUAAGAGUUGUCUAGAGUUUUUAAUUGCAAUGCGUAGUUUCUUACUUAUUUUUUUCCCUUUUUCCCUCCUAGGUUAUGAGUUUUAUACUUUGGUAUUGCAUGGCAACACCUCAUGUGUUUUUCGAGCUGUG